AUGGAACAUGAGGCUACCCAGCUAGAAAAGCAGCACGUGCAUAGUGUAUAUGAAAACAUAGCUGCCUACUUUAGUGAUCUGCAGAGCAAAGCAUGGCCUCGUGUUCGAAACUUUCUGCUGGAACAGAAGCCUGGCAGUCUUGUUGCUGACAUAGGUUGUGGAACUGGAAAGUAUCUCAGCGUUAACAGUCAGGUAUAUAAUCUUGGCUGUGAUUACUGUGGACCUUUGGUAGAGAUUGCAAGGAAGAAAGAUGAUGAAGUUCUGGUAUGUGACAACCUUAACCUUCCCUUUAGGGACCAAUGCUUCAAUGCAGUCAUUUCCAUUGGAGUGAUCCAUCAUUUCUCAACUAAAGAAAGAAGAAUCAGGGCAAUAAAAGAAAUGGCGAGGGUAUUGAUACCUGGAGGCCAGAUGAUGAUUUAUGUUUGGGCUAUGGAACAAAAGAAUCGUCGCUUUGAGAAACAAGAUGUCUUUGUUCCUUGGAACAAGGCCUUGUGCUCACGGCAUUUUUCAGAAUCAAAUCAGUCUGGACAUAAGGGUGAGUUCGUGCACACUGUGAAAAGCCAAGACAUAGACCCAGCACAGCUAGUCAUCUCUGAUUGCAGCUACCAAACCAAUCUGCAGCCAGAAACUGAUUCAAAACAUUCCCACAAUAGGGACCACUGCUUGUCCAGAGCCUGUUGCGUGAAAAUUUCGGAAGAAGAAAACAGAUUUUACAGUGCUUUAGGAAAAUCUUUCCGCUCGUGGUUUUUCUCCAGGUCACUUGAUGAAUCAGCCCUGAGAAAGCAAACUGAGAAAAUGAAGCCUCUGAAGAAUGAAGAAUGGGCAAACAGUACUGUACCAGUUCAGCAUUCACGACACUGCAGUUUGGAUUUAGGUCACCAUCGGGCACUGUUAAAAGAACAAAGUUUAGAUGAUGAUGAUGUGUUCGUGGAAAGUCUGCCUCUCAAAAAACCACAGUGGUCACCAGCCACAGAUGCACUGAAGGAUUUAAGUUUACAUGGAGGACAGCAAAGUGUAGCUCAGAGUGAGAGGGAAAAAGCCUCAUUUAUAAAUGGCCCAGUGGAAGACAGAGACUACAGCUGCAGUUGUAAUAAUGAUGGUGCUGGUAAGUCUAAUGCCAGCAAGUUUUUCAAAAGAACUUCAACAGCUGACUCUUCUGACUCUGCUUUGGAUUCAGCAGUGUCUGUUGGGGACCAAACUGAUGCCAUGUUGGAUACAAAAGCCUUCAUGCGUUACUAUCAUGUUUUUCGGGAAGGGGAGCUGUGCUUCCUGAUAGAAGAGAAUGUGCCUGAGCUUCAGAUACUUUCUUCCUGUUAUGACCAUGGAAACUGGUGCAUUAUUGCAGAGAAAAGAGGAACAUAG
Messenger RNA from Chaetura pelagica (chimney swift), 1362 nucleotides. It is a transcript of the gene TRMT9B, whose product is annotated as KIAA1456 ortholog. The transcript is spliced from 3 exons. Bases 1 to 1362 code for a protein of 453 amino acids. The record is from RefSeq and is a predicted model, not a curated record. Gene Ontology annotation, cellular component: cytoplasm; nucleus. Lineage: Eukaryota; Metazoa; Chordata; Aves; Apodiformes; Apodidae. Gene Ontology annotation, biological process: tRNA wobble uridine modification. Gene Ontology annotation, molecular function: S-adenosylmethionine-dependent methyltransferase activity; tRNA binding.